AUGCAUCUCAAACGUCUCCACUCUGGCACUGCUGGACUUGUCCAUGAACCAACUUCCAGAGUCGAUGGGGAAACUGUUGCAGCUGACGAAUCUGAAGCUGAGAGACAACAAUCUCACCGGUCGGGUUCCGCACGGUCCCCAAAUGGACAGGAUGAACGACCUGGAUUCUUACGCGAGAAAUGUCGAUGGGCUGUGCGGGCGCAAAUUCGUGUGCCCUGCAUCGAGCCGGUGACGCCGGAGGAGGCGGCAUCGACUCCCAGAGACGGAAUCGAGAGCGAGGAGGGACUCGUAUGGUUUUCUUGGAUGACGGCCGGAAUCGGGUACCCGGCUGGAUUUGUGACGACGGUCCUUGAGAUGUAUGGGUUUGGUUACUUCCACCAUCCGAUGUGGCGGCGGUGA
Molecule: messenger RNA, 399 nt
Organism: Linum tenue
Lineage: Eukaryota; Viridiplantae; Streptophyta; Magnoliopsida; Malpighiales; Linaceae
Source: the annotation of a GenBank genome assembly